AUGAAAAGAGAAAAUAAUAAUUUAUCAAAAUCAACUAUUAACAUUUUAAAAAAAAAUAGUACUAUAGAAAAACAUGUCAACUUAAAAACCACUUCAAAAAUUCCAGUAUCAAAUAAAGAAAAGAUUCAAAUAAAAAAAAAAGAAAGCACACCUUUAAGUGAAAAAAAUAUUAUUAUAAUAAAAAAGAAUAAUUCAAAUUAUUCAGAAAAAAUAAAUACAUAUGAUGAAGAAAAAAGUAAUGAAAAGAUGUUUAAAUUAAAAAAAAAAAGUGAAGAAAUUGAUAUAAAUGGAAAUUCUGAAGAAAUGAAUAAUGAAAAUAACAAUAAUGAUAAUAAUGAAAUUGUUAAUGAUUAUAACAACGAUAAAGAUAUUUACAAUGAGGUGAAGAUUAAAAAAAUUAAGGAAAUUAACAAAAAUAAAGAAGACGUAAAAGAAAAAAUUGUCAGUGAUAAUGAUAAGUUAAAUGAAAAAAUAGAAAGUUAUGAAAAGAUAUAUAAAAUGGAAAAUUUAGUAGAAAAUUAUAAAAAUAAAAAUGAAAAUGAAUGUGAAAAGAAAGAAAAUGAAAAUAAUGAAGAAAUAAAAAGUGAAAAUGAAAGAAAAGAUAAAGAUGAAGAAGAUGAAGAAGAUGAAAAUGAAGAAAAAAAUGAAAAUGAAAAAAAAGAUGAAGAUGAAAAUAAUGAAGAAAUAAAAAGUGAAAGUGAAAAAAAAGAUAAAGAUGAAGAAGAUGAAGAAGAUGAAAAUGAAGAAAAAAAUGAAAAUGAAAAAAAAGACAAAGAUGAAGAUAAAAAUGAAUAUGAAGAAAAAAAUGAAAAGGAAAAAAAAAAAAAACAAAAAGACAAAUCAUAUGAAAAAGGUAGUAUAUAUCAAAGUAUAUUAAAAAAAUUGAGUUUGGAAAAAAAUGAAGAAUUAGAAAAUAGUCAUAUUAUAAUAUUUGGUAAUAAAGAUGUGGGAAAAUCUUCAUUAAUUCAAUCGUUACAACGUAUUUCUAUGAAUGGAGAUAUAAAUAAUGAAGAAUUAUAUCAGAUUAAAAGUCGAGUGUUACCAUUAGAUUACGCAUGUUUAAAUAUUAGAAAUCUAGAAGAAAACAAUAAAGUAAAAGAUAUAAAGGGAUAUAGCCAUAUAUGGGUAUUACAGCAUUCUUCUUAUAUUAGUUCAUUAAUUAAACACAUGAAAAAAUGUAAAAAUAUAAAAAAAAUAGUUAUAUUGAUAUGUACAGAUUUAUUUAAACCAUAUAAUAUUAUAUCUGAUUUAAAUAAUUGGAUAGAAUGUCUAUAUAUUUUAUUUGAAGAAUUACAUUCUUAUUACGAUUUAGAAGUAUUUAAUGAAUUAAAAGAAAAAUUAGAAAAUUAUAUAUAUAAUUAUAAAAAACACAUGUUUGAAAAAAAAAACAAAAAUAAAAAUGAUACUUAUGAUUUAGAUAAAAAGAGUUUAAUCAAAAUAAAUUUAGCAUUUCCAAUAUUUUUUAUUAUUUGUAAAUCAGAUGGUUAUGAAAUUUUAAACAAUAGAACGUAUCAAGGAUAUAUUGAUGUAAUAAUUUCAUAUUUACGAAAUUUAGCCAUAAAUUAUCAGGCCUCUAUUAUAUUUUGUAACACUAUAAAUAAAAAAGAACCAAAAAAUAUAGAUAUUUUAUAUAAAUAUAUAAUGCAUAGAAUUUAUAAUUUUUCUUUUAAUGAAAAUGCUAUAUUAGAUGACUACGAAAAAAUAUUCAUACCAUCAGGAUAUGAUGAUCAAGAAUUAAUAAAUGAAUCUAUUAAAAAUACUUUUGUUGAGAAUUUUAGCAAACCAUAUGACUCUAUCAUUAUUAAACCAAUUUCAAAUAAAAGUAUCGUUGAACAUAGUCAAAAUAUUGUUCAAGAUAUUUAUUUUAAUGAUUUUUUAGAAAGUUUAACAUAUGAUAUCACCACUAAUGAAAUAGAUGAUAAAAAAGAAGAUGACGAUGAGAAAAUAAAGAAUUCAGUUAUUUUUAAUGAAAAUAAUAAAAGUAAAGAAGAAGUUAAUCAGAAAAGUUUAAAUAAAGAAAAAAAUGAUCAAUCUUUGCAUAGUUUUUUUCAAAGUCUUUUAGCAAAAGGAAGAUCAAAAUCACCAAGUGCUCCAAAUAUAUCACCAUUACCUUUGGAGAAAAAAUUUUGA
This is a messenger RNA of Plasmodium gallinaceum, 2130 nucleotides long. Its product is annotated as dynein light intermediate chain 2, cytosolic, putative. Lineage: Eukaryota; Apicomplexa; Aconoidasida; Haemosporida; Plasmodiidae. Gene Ontology annotation, molecular function: dynein heavy chain binding. Gene Ontology annotation, cellular component: cytoplasmic dynein complex; centrosome. Bases 1 to 2130 code for a protein of 709 amino acids. The record is from RefSeq and is a predicted model, not a curated record. The transcript has a single exon. Gene Ontology annotation, biological process: microtubule-based movement; microtubule cytoskeleton organization.